Xenopus laevis (African clawed frog) is the source of this 1040-nucleotide messenger RNA. RefSeq names its product protein kinase C-like 1B. NCBI's taxonomy places the organism in Eukaryota, Metazoa, Chordata, Amphibia, Anura, Pipidae. The coding region runs from base 334 to 867 and encodes 177 amino acids. The record is from RefSeq and is a predicted model, not a curated record. The transcript is spliced from 4 exons.
CUGGACCUGAGCUUCUAUGGGGGGUGCACAGUUUUACAUUCAGAUGCCAUUGCAUGCAGGCUAUGUCACAUGCCAGAGUGGCAGUUGGAAUCAGAGGUCUAGAGACAAGUACCAGUGGCAGUUGGGAUCAGUACUUUGGUUUGUCUCAGACCAGAGAGCAUCUCUUGGGGAUUUGCGGAUUUCCAAGUGAUUCAAAGCGAUUUUACAGUGCGGAAAGGCGAUUUUUAUUUUUGCAGCUGAAAGCAAAUUCACAAACUUUAGUUGAGGUUGCUUUUGAAGAAAGAAGAAAACCAACUUUAGUCCAAUAUUUGAGAUCCUAUUGGUACCGUCAAGAUGAAGAGACGAAUCGACGACAGGAGCAGCACCGAGCAAAGAAGUGGGAGAAAAAGGAGCAAAAAGGUGAAAAAACACGGGAGCAGCUCAGACAAGGAGCAAAUAAAAAUCCAAGGAGGAAAAAGACCCCGACGCAGCUCCUCAACAGAACCAUCUCUCUCAGAAGGAGGAAGUGGAUUAAAGAGGCCCCGUGUGGAAGAAGAGCUUCCUCUCCCAGUAGCAAUCAGCAACUGCACCAUCCAUGCUGAGCUUGGGAGUGGAACAUUCGGCAAAGUAUGGUUGGUAUCUUUUCCUAACAGGAGCCAGCAUAUGGCCAUCAAGGUCAUCAAGAAGAGCGACAAGACCAACAUGUCCGACAUCAUCACUGAGGCCCGGGUACUGAAGACGGCUGCUGGAUGCCCCUACCUUUGCCAAGGUCAUGGAUCAUUCCAAACACAGCGGCAUGCUCUGCUCGCUAUGGAGUAUGUCAGUGGAGGGACCCUAAGAAAUGUCAUCAAGAAUGCCGGCCAGCUGGAGAAGGACUUAGUAACGUAAGUGACUUUAUGUGUUUGUAAUGGGGUAACAGAGCAGGAGCUGGCCUAGAGUACAUGCAGAAGGAAGGAUGGAAAGAGGUCAGCAUUCGGAAUCUUCAGCCAACUGAUUUUCAUCUUUUGUUUUUGUAAAGGAAAUCAGCUAGGGAAACUAUGUAUGUAAUAUAACUGUAAUGG